This is a messenger RNA of Notolabrus celidotus (New Zealand spotty), 3324 nucleotides long. RefSeq names its product EMILIN-3 (gene emilin3b). The transcript is spliced from 6 exons. Gene Ontology annotation, cellular component: extracellular matrix. The record is from RefSeq and is a predicted model, not a curated record. Gene Ontology annotation, molecular function: protein binding. The coding region runs from base 1 to 2460 and encodes 819 amino acids. NCBI's taxonomy places the organism in Eukaryota, Metazoa, Chordata, Actinopteri, Labriformes, Labridae.
AUGAGGACCAAGUUUUGGAAACUGAUUGCACAGAUCCUUCUCUUAGGAGUGUUGCUAUCUGUGGUGGACAGUAAAGGAACUUUCUAUGGGGGCCCAGUAAAUCCUUUUUAUGGAAACAGAUACAACCUGUACAAGGCUGGACUCAACCCUCACCAUUCACCAAACAAGCCCAUGACCCGUCACAAAAACCACUGUGCCUUUGUGGUCCAGAAGAACAUCACAUGCAUCAUGCAGGACGGAGUGGCUACCUUUGUGAAGGCUGAGUACACCACCAAGUGCAUCUGGGGUCAGAAGUGUCCUGUUGUCAUGUACAGAACAUUCUACAAGCCAAAGUAUAAGGUGGGUUACAAGACAGUAACAGAGCUGGAGUGGAGGUGUUGUCCCGGAUACUCUGGAGAAAACUGCUAUGAUGGUCCAACAUCUCUGCCUGAUGUCAUGCCACCUUUCAAGGGUCAGGGUUUGCCCCAUCGCCCGGGGGUGAAGGGCUUCCCCCAUGGCCCCAGACCCCCUGUGGACCACAGACCCGGGGGAGGCCAGCUGGAGCCUGGCAGACCUAUCCCCAGCGUACCCGACCAAAGACCUAUCCCCACAGGACAGCUGCCCUCUGGGAAUGGAAAGCCAAACUAUGGAAACAGAUUUGGGAUUUCAGGAGUGACAGGAGAACGUUUAGACCGCAUGGAGGAUGAUCUGCGUCGCCUCACGCAAGGUCUGGACACUCUCAAUGGGGUUGUCGCAGGCCUGGAGGAGCGUCUGCGCACAUCUCUCCGGGAAGACACCAACAAGAUCCUGGUGUCUUUGAUACCAAAUGGUCCUCGUGUUCCUGACUCUACAGUGGGAUUUGGGGUGAUCCCUGAUGGGACUCUUGAUGGAGUGGAAGGAGGAGAAAGUUUCACUGGUAUAGGAGACUUGGCAGGAAGAGUUACAGAAGUGAGAGAUGAGCUGCGGGCUAAAACUCACAUCUUAGAAGAGAUUAAGGGGAUGGUGAUAGGUCAUGAUGGCCAGCUGAAGAAGCUGAUAGAUGGAGCAAGAGGCAAGCCCAUCCCUGGCCCUGGCUCCACAACUCUUAUAGAUGAGAUCCUGGAUGCUAGGUUAGCUGAUGUGCGGGCUGAGAUCCUGGAUGGCUUUGAGCGCCGGCUAACUGGCCUUGAGAGCCACUGUGACUCUAAGAUUGGGGAGGUACAGAAGCAAUGCCACAAGGAGCACAUGGACGGCCAGGAGCACAUGCAACAGUCUUUGGAUGGAAGGGAGACUGGGCUCAGGGAGGAGUUGGGCACUUUGCAGGCUCAGAUCCAGGGCCUAACUCUGACUGAGAGCUGCUGUGGACAGGUGAACAGUCUGUCUCAUCGUGUUCUGCUGCUGGAGGAGUCAGUAAAAGAUCUGACAGAAUCUCAGAGGCUGCUCCAGACGGCCCUCACUGACCAGACCAUACAUGUGGAGACUCGCAUGGUGGAAAUAGAGAGCCACUUCAAUGUCACAGAGGGGGGUUCUGAUGGAGUAGCGGGGCUCCCUGGUGGUCUGGAUGGUUUUAAGACCAUGCUGGAGGACAAGCUGAAGACCCUGGAGGAGAGAGUGUUUGUGGCAGUGGAGGAGCUGAGUAACGCUACUGCCCCAGCUCUCCUGGAGGGUCAGGUGGUACCGGCUCUGGAGACAGAAAUUGAGUCUGUAAGAAGGAGACUGGAGGGGGACCUUGGGGGCAUUCAGAAACAGUUAAUAGACUUGGAGCUCCUCUGCACCUCUUCCUGCUCACCCUCCACCCCACCAGCAGGGGGUAUCACUGUCCCUGUAGAUGAAGAGGACUGUGAGGAAAUGGAGAAGAAGAUGACUGACAGACUGAACUCCCAUUCUAAACAGCUGGCUGGCUUAAACAACACCCUAAACAGCCUGCUAUUCCACAUUGCGCAAGAGGAGGAAGAGGGCACCGUCCAGGGAGAGAUCACCCUGCUCAAGAUCAACAUAAACUCUGUAAACCGCACCCUGAAGGGCCUCAAGGACUCUAUUAGCGUCAUUGCAGGUGAAGUAGGCCAUGCUAACUCUACCUGGGAGCAGAGGGAACACCAGCUAAUCAACCAGGUUCAAGGAAUCACCAAACUAGUGGGCCACCAAGCGUCCCUGCUGGGUGCUGGGGAGAGGCGGCUUGCCCAGCUGAAGGCAGAGCUGGUGUCCUUGAAGACACGGCUGUCUGGGGAGCUGCAGGGCUGCAAGAGCACUGCCAUAGAAGUCCAAAAGGAGGUGAAGGAGGUCGACAGCAGGGUGAGCCAGGUGGAGGGCCAGUGCAGCAGCCUGGGAGAACUGGCAGAGCACCUUGAAAGGAUCAGGGCUGAGCUGGAGAGACACUCGGACACCUACUUGGCCCAGGCGAAUGGCACCAUGGAUGUCCAUUCACAACAGCUAGCCAAGCUGCAAGGAGAGGUCAAGAACAAUGCAGGCAGGGGAGCAGCCAACCAAAAAGGAGACCAGUAGCAUCCUUGUUACGGUUGUUUUUUUUUUGUUGUUUUUUUUAAAAAGAGACUCAUGAUUGCUUCUCAUCAGACCCAUGUGACUUCCUCUGCUUCUCUCCUCUCUCUUUCAAAUCCUAUCCCCACAGAUGCAAAUGAACUGAACCAGUUAAAGUCAUUUCCCAUAAGCUCCCUACCCCAGUGCCUCCAGAUGUCCUGGGUAUUUAGUUCAGUUCAGUGAGGAGAGAAAAACACAGAAUACAAAGACACACCUUUGGUUGUAUAGCUGGGCAAUAUUUUCCCAUGAGGUUUUAUUUUAUAGGGCAUUUUUUUCUUUGAUCAUGAUUGUUAUGUUCUGACAUUUUACCCUGUUUUAACUUAUAUGAAGUGACUUCAUUGCUAUGAUGUUAGACUGUGUGUAAUAGAGCAAUGAUAACGAAACAAAGUGGAUGAAAUGGGACUAAUGCGCUGCUACGGGUUUCUACUGACAAGCACACUUGACAUCCCUUUGUGUGGACUCUUGUCUGGUCUUUUUGAACAAAUACUGUACAUCAUCUUGGUGCUAUUUACAUUUUUUGUAAACUUCAAUGUUAAACAUGUUUAAAAACGAUAUUGUCUGCAUUGACAGCUGUGUUUAUUUCCUGAUGCAUUGAUCCAGGUUGCAGAGUAGUUCCUAAAGUCACCAUCAGGGGACAGUGACAACACAUUACAAGGAUUGGUUGAAGGAAAGAAAUAAACCCUGAAACACUCCAGGAUGAUGGUGUCUUAUAGGCACACAUUAAGAAAUGUAGGCCAUCUUUUAAAAUGUGUGUGGGUGGUUUAUUCUAAAAAUGACAAUUCAUAAAAUUUAAUUCAAUCCAUCUCCGUCUCUGCAAGAGGAAUUGUAAUU